UCCGUGAGACAGUCCUGGACUUAAGAGCUCACGAACUUGGCUCCGAAUUCUUUUAAAUUCAAUUUGUGUAGCCUAUACUUGGUGAUAUUGCAUUAAAAAAAUAAUAAUUAUUCAGUUUUAAAAUAGAUUUAAGCUAAUGAAAGAAUGUGCUGGAUAGGCUAGCUAAUUUUAAACUUUUAGGAUAUUAACAUUUUUUUCAGAUCAAUGAUUCAGUAAAUUCGAGUAGGUAAUCAAUUCGUUAUAUUUAUUGUUUUCCUUUUUGAAACAGCGCCAUAUUAUGAAAAUGUGGUCGUAUUUAUUCAUAUCUACAUUAACUGUUUGCCUCUGUGCUGAAACAUCUGCUCACUCGUUUGAGACUGAGGAGAUUAUACCUGUACGGCUGACUGGAAGGACCGGUGGACGAGUGGCAAAGAGGAGUGAAGAACAACUCAGCUUCAGACUCACGGCUUUCGGCAGGAAUUUCACACUUAAUUUGACACCGGACAGCACCUUUAUAUCGCCAGAACUGAAGGUAUAUCGCAUCAAAGUCAAACCACAAGAAAGACUUGAGUCAACCAGCAACCCGAAAAAUCUUUAUACUUCCUUGAAUCAAACUGAAGAGACUGGAGCAGAUGUAUUAAAAGGUUGUUUUUACACCGGCGCUGUUGACUCCAAUGAGGACUCUAUUGUUUCUGUCAGUGUAUGCCGUGGGAUUUUAGGAUCAUUCAUUACAGAUGGUAAAGAAUAUACAGUCGAGCCUAAACUUUUAGGCUUGGGAACAUAUGGAAAGAUAACCGAGCAGCUGCAUGUCAUUAAAAGAAGACGUUUCACAAAGUCCCCGCAGGUCUCUAAACAGCUGUCAGAUAUCAGAGAUGAUCAUCAAAAGUCGAUGAUCCAGAUGCCGUCAAGGCGCACGCGCUUUGUCUCCACGCCCAGGUUUAUCGAGACUUUGGUGGUCGGCGACGCUUCCCUGACACAUUUCUAUGGAGAUGAGAUCAAGCACUACUUGUUGACUUUGAUGUCAAUGGCUGCUCAGAUUUACAAGCAUCCUAGCAUUAAGAACUCCAUCAACAUAGUGCUUGUGAAGAUGCUGAUUGUGGAGGACGAAGAGGUUGGACCGUCAGUCUCCAGCAAUGGAGGCGUCGCUCUGCGUAACUUCUGUGCCUGGCAACAGCUCUUCAACCCGCCCAGCCACAGGCACCCAGAGCACUAUGAUACAGCCAUACUUUUUACUCGAGAGGACAUCUGUGGACAUCAGAGUUGUGACACAUUGGGCGUAGCUGAUGUUGGAACCAUGUGUGACACCAAAAGGAGUUGUUCUGUUAUUGAAGACAAUGGCCUUCAGGCUGCUUACACGACUGUCCAUGAGCUAGGCCAUGUUUUGAGUAUGCCGCACGAUGACACUAAGAACUGUGAGCAGCUUUUUGGACAUCUAGGCGAGCACCAUGUCAUGGCCCCUGUUUUCACUCAGUUCAGUAAGACCUCGCCUUGGUCUUCCUGCAGUGCUUUGUACGUCACAGAGUUUUUCGACAAUGGCCAUGGAGACUGUUUACUGGACACCCCUGAGACGAUAGUGGCCUUACCCACUGAGCUGCCAGGCAUAACUUACAGCCUGGACCGACAGUGCCAACAGAUAUUUGGAGAGGAGUUUUCACAUUGUCCCAACACUUCAGCCAGUGAGGUGUGCAGACAGCUCUGGUGCCAGCAAGAAGGGCAGUCUGUGUGCACAACCAGGAACGGGAGUCUUCCCUGGGCGGACGGCACAAACUGUGGCCCCAACAGGACCUGCCUGAACAGUGAAUGCAUGUCCUCAGAUGAAGUCAUGAAGCCAAAGCAAGUUGUGGAUGGAGGCUGGGGCGAGUGGGGACCAUGGCAACCAUGUUCCAGAUCAUGCGGAGGCGGAGUGAUGUUCUCCUACCGAGAGUGCAUCCGGCCAUCUCCUCAAAACGGUGGAAAAUACUGUGUGGGCCAGAGAGUGAAUUACCAGUCCUGCAACAAACAGGCCUGUGAGAAUAACCGAGGGAAAAGUUUCAGAGAGGAACAAUGUGAGAAGUACAAUAAUCCCAAUCACUUCGAUGUGCAUGGAAAUGUAAAGCAGUGGAUACCAAAAUACGCUGGAGUGUCGCUACGAGAUAGAUGUAAACUCUUUUGCAGAGCACGAGGCAGCAGUGAAUUCAGAGUAUUUGCACCUAAAGUAAUUGAUGGAACCCUAUGCGGUCCAGAUACCACAUCCUUCUGUGUGCAAGGCCAAUGUAUCAAAGCUGGUUGUGACCUGGAAAUCGAUUCUAAUAAGAAGCUCGACAAAUGCGGGGUGUGCGGAGGGAACGGUCAGAGCUGCAGGAUGAUAUCUGGCUCAUUCAAUAAAGUCGUCCAUGGAUAUAGGGACGUUGUGACGAUUCCAAGUGGAGCCACCAACAUUAACAUCAAACAGCAGAGCCAUGGAAGUAUACCACACGAUGGAUACUACUUGGCUGUACGAAGAGAAAAUGGCGAUUAUGUCUUGAAUGGCAACUUCUCGGUCUCCACAGUGGAGCAGUAUAUUCCAGUGCUUGGGGCUGUGCUGAAGUACAGUGGCUCGUCCACCACAUUGGAGAGACUUCAGAGCUUCCGCCAGCUACAGGAACCAAUCACAAUACUGCUGCUCUCCACCGCUGGGGAAUCCAUCCCACCGAAGGUAAAGUACACCUUCUACAUUCCUAAAACCACGUCUUUCAGCAAACCUAAAGACAAAAAGAUGGCUGGCAAACUGAUCCAUCCCUUUGGGGUGCCGCAGUGGGUCUCGGGCGAGUGGUCUGAAUGCUCCAAAACGUGUGGUUCAGGGUGGUCCAGGAGAAAUGUGGAAUGUAAAGACAAUGCUGGCUUCUAUUCAAACCACUGCAAUAAAGAUCUCAGACCUUCUGAUAUCAGGCCCUGCGCAGACCUGCCAUGUCCCAUGUGGCAAAUAGGACCUUGGUCUUCAUGCUCACAAACUUGUGGCCACGGCGAACGCCAGCGUAAUAUGCUCUGCAUUGAUUACACUGGGAAGAUUUUGGAACCGGAGAAUUGUGACACUGCCAAGAUGCCUCGGCCAGUAUCGGAAAAGUGUUUCUACCAAGAGUGUUGAGGACAUCAUGCAGGCUGAGGUGAUAAGACGUUCCUGUGAACCAAUAUACAGAUUAUCAUUUGACCGUGCUUCAGGUUGGAGCAGGAAAUUUUCAGCUUUAGGUGGAGCUGUGUGGAGUGAACUUGUUAAUGAAUAUUGCACGGACUGAUCACUUGGGCUUUGGUUUUCCUAAUAUCCAUGUAUAUCAAUAACCACUAUUGAAGUUUUAUCCAAUAGAUAUCUACCUCAGCAAGCAAUGCUGUUUUCCUAACUUGUGCCUCCCAAUUACAUAUAGAUUAGGUUUCGAAAUGUCACAUUUAGUGAUUCUGAAAAAUAGAAAACACACCAAUCAGCCAAGACUUUUACAUUUAUCUCAGGCUGACUUUUUAAAAUAAGGACAGAAAUCUUUUAGUUAAAACGUAUUUGUAGCCACUAUGAAGGUGCUAUAAUUCUUUAUUGAUUUACUUUGUGAUUGGGUCAAUAAUGAUUGACUUUACCUUUUUUCAUGGCUUGCAUUUAUCAGUGGUUAUUUUCACUUUCAGAGUUGAAGUGUAGCAAGAACACGUGAUUAAAGCAUGAUCAUAUAAAUAUGUUAGUCUCUUGUAAAAUGAAAACUGUAUCGGAGUUACACAGUGGUUGAGUCUAAUUUAUUUCCUGGAACAUUAAUAAGUACAAUUAAGUGUUUAAAUUUUACUUUUGAAAAUUCCUCAACAAACAACGUUUGUGUCCAUUCAGAGGGUUAUACAAUGGUUAUGUAAUUUACCAUUUACUAUAGCUGUUCUUUGUAUUAAACACUGUUUAAUUUCAAAAGUGCACAUAGCAAAUUGUUGUGAAUUGCUAUGUGAAUGAAAACUUGGAGGUUUGAAAACAUCAGACCUUCCGGUGAGUUCAUGCUUCAUGAAUAGAUGUCUGCUGAGAUUUUGAAAGAGCUGUGUAGUUGAACGUUAUUGAGGAAAAAAAAAAACAGUACAGUAUACAAUUAAACUGACAAAUAGGUAAUGCUCCUUUAAAAUGAUUGUAUAUGAAUGUUCAGUUGUGUACAUUUCAUAUAUUAGUCAUAUUAAAAUGCAGCAAAACAUAUUAUCCCUUCAGUGAAGGACUGUACUUUGUUACUUCUUCAUUGUAAAGCUAUUUAUUUUUGUACAUUUUUAUUGUAUAAAAUAGAUACAAAUUAUGCAAUGUUUUCCAGAUGCUGCUUUCUUUUUGUUUUGUAACUUAUCAAUGAAAUGUCUGAAAUAAAAACAUUUCAAAAUCA
Messenger RNA from Pimephales promelas (fathead minnow), 4316 nucleotides. Its product is annotated as A disintegrin and metalloproteinase with thrombospondin motifs 8. NCBI's taxonomy places the organism in Eukaryota, Metazoa, Chordata, Actinopteri, Cypriniformes, Leuciscidae. Gene Ontology annotation, molecular function: metalloendopeptidase activity; zinc ion binding. The record is from RefSeq and is a predicted model, not a curated record. Gene Ontology annotation, biological process: extracellular matrix organization; proteolysis.